Messenger RNA from Lodderomyces pseudojiufengensis, 981 nucleotides. RefSeq lists its product as uncharacterized. The transcript has a single exon. Lineage: Eukaryota; Fungi; Ascomycota; Pichiomycetes; Serinales; Debaryomycetaceae. Bases 1 to 981 code for a protein of 326 amino acids. The record is from RefSeq and is a predicted model, not a curated record.
AUGACAAGUACUACUACAUUAAUAAACCCGUCCAUUGAUAAAGAUAACGAGAACCAAACUAAUAUUAAUAAUUAUCAAAGAGUUCCAUUAAAAACUUCAGUAAUAGGUCAACAAACACAAUCUAAACAAGAAAUAAUAAAUAAUCUACUAAAUUUAGCUAAACAAGAACAAGCCAAGGGUAACUCAUCUAUAACUUCAGAUAAAAUUGAUAAAUUACAAACUAUACUAUCAAAAAAGCAAAAAGAAGAAGAAAACCUGCUGAAUAAAUUUAAAAAAUUUCAAAAUUUACCAACUAUUAAAAAACAAGUUCCCAAAUAUCCUCCUUUAUUUAAUAAAUUUGAUAUAGAUAGUGCAAUCAAAACAAAUCAUACAUCUCCAAAUCCAACUAUAAAAGAAACUACCAGUAAGUCACCAUCAAAAUCACAAUCAAAAAAAUCUAAUAAAAAGUUUUAUAGUCCCAAAAAAUUUACAUUCAAACAACUUGAGUAUAUGUUUAUUAAUUUCCUUGAAAAUAUAGCAAAUUUAUUAGAUAAUUUACAUUUAUUAUCAAAUUUACCAAUGUUUCCAAAAUUUUUAAAUAAUUUAUUAAAACAAACAAAUAAAUUAUGGAUAUUAAUAUUAAUUUUUUUAAUUAGAAAAACUAUAUCACAAUUAUUAAAUGUAAUUAGAAAAAUUAGAAAAAUCAAUGUGGAAAAAACCAUAUUGAAUAAUAAUUCACCAAUCAAAACAAAUUUAAAUGAUGAUAUAAAUAAAAAAUACAACAAAAUAUUAAAAGAUUUAAAAUUUGAUAAGAUGAUGUUGAUUUUAGAAUUAAUUGGAAAUUUAUUAGAUUUUAUUUUCAAUUUAAUUGAAUUAAAUUCUAUUGGUGUUCCAGAUUGGGUUAUGAGUGGAUUAAAUUUUGCAAGUAUGGCUAUGACUAUUUAUAGAAUGAAUAAAGAUGAUGAAUAUAUUGAUGAUGAUAUUACUGAAGAUUUGAUAUAG